Molecule: messenger RNA, 2465 nt
Organism: Anopheles coluzzii
Lineage: Eukaryota; Metazoa; Arthropoda; Insecta; Diptera; Culicidae
Product: dynein light chain 1, cytoplasmic
Exons: 3
Coding region: 196-465 (89 amino acids)
Biological process (GO): microtubule-based process; cilium assembly
Cellular component (GO): cytoplasmic dynein complex
Molecular function (GO): dynein light intermediate chain binding; dynein intermediate chain binding
Source: RefSeq, a predicted model, not a curated record
GGAAAAUUCACACAAUCUCGUAUUUGUCGGAAUAGCGGCUGUCGGUUUUUCGUCUGCGUCGCCGUCGUGUGCUAACCUACAGAGAGAAAAGAGCCAUUUCGCGCUAAAGAGUGCAAACGAGUUAACGACGGGUAUUCGUCUUAAAAGCCUUCACCAUCACCAUCUAGCCACCGCAGAACAAAUAGCGCCGGAAAAAUGAGUGACCGCAAAGCCGUCAUCAAGAAUGCCGACAUGGGCGAGGAGAUGCAGCAGGACGCUGUGGACUGCGCAACACAGGCCCUGGAAAAGUACAACAUAGAAAAGGACAUUGCUGCCUACAUAAAGAAAGAAUUCGACAAAAAGUACAACCCCACCUGGCACUGCAUCGUGGGCCGAAACUUUGGAUCGUACGUGACGCACGAAACGCGUCAUUUCAUUUACUUUUAUCUCGGUCAGGUUGCCAUCCUAUUAUUUAAGAGCGGUUAAACCACACAACCUUAGCUUAAUAUCAUCGGAAUGCUGUAAAAGAAUGGGAGCGAGGACGGGAUCGGACGGUGAACGGCGAAGCGUGUAGAGAAAUGGCAACGAUUGCGUAUUUAGCGGCGGCAUCCACAUAUAUGGACACGGCCUUCAACCUGCAGUCGGACGGCGGGAGGAUGUUGGAGGGGUUGGAGAAGCCGAGCCGUAGAUGCGAAGGAGUAGUAGAAACGGAACGAUGGAUAGAUAGCUGGAUUGUGAGGGGCGCGAGGAACCAUUAUUAGAAGCAGUGGGGAGAGGAAAUUUGACAUUCUUAUAUAUUUACCGUGAACUAUACUAAAUCGAACGAAGCAGAGCUGUACCAAUUAAGUAAAUCAACUUUACCGGAACUCGCGAGCAAAAAUGUGUACUGUCCAUGGGUGUGGUGUGGUCGUAAAACCAAGCUGCUCGGAAUCAAGGAAGGCAAACCAUCUGUCCAAACAUGCCCCUGCCAGCAUAAUAUCUCAUGCCACUAGUUCGUCUGGGAGUGUCGUACAGCAGGCAAAUACAAUGCCCCCCCCCCCCCAAAGAGUGUGGCCGACCAUAAAACCGACGUUCAAGUUGUAAACUAAAAUUCCAUUGCGUUCAGUAAAGGUGUGUGUGUAUGUGCGUAUAUCGUUGUGAUUGAGAAUUGUAAUCGAUGUACAGGAUCGCUGCCUUUGUCCAAUACCUUUGAAAAUCUUGCUGAGAUACAACAUUCUAGUAACACAAUCAAUCUCUCGAUCGAACGUUUAGAAGUGGCCAUUUUACGAAGAGAAGAAAUUCCGUGUCCCGCAGAGGCUAUGAAAAAUGACCGGGACGAAGGGAGUUAUGAUGAGGGGACAGUAGACGGGAACUGGUAAAGAACAGACAUGGCCGUGGACGGAUGAACAGCAGUAGUACGUGAUCUUUCACAAAUCCUUGUUAUUCCUCUCAAAGAUCGAUCAACUCUGAAGCAUAUUCAAGCGAAGGGAGUAGAGGAAGGAUACGCAUUCAUUCUGGCUAGCAACCGAAUCACGGUAACAUUCAUUAUUUGCAGGGACACUCUACAAACACACAAUUUUUAACGUUUGCAGACAGUAACGAUAUCUCACAACCGAUGGAGGGAAGUAGGAAGAACACACCCGCAGACAGGCUCGAGAAAAAAAACAAAGAACGAUCUUCUCAAUUCGCUUUCCCCGGGUGAUGAUAGUGUUUAAGGCAGCAGGGUGAAGGACUCGCAGGACUUCUAUAUCGCGAUCGAUCGAUAGAGUUUUUGUUUUUGUUUUUGAACGGCGAGAUUUCACUUUUCACGUUUGGUUCAGUUCGGUCCUCGACCACUUAAUAGUAUAUGGUAGGAAAGGUGUGCUUUUCCUUCUUCAUCAAAGAUAGUUUAGUGCGCGAACGGAGAGCGUGUUGCCUUUCUGCGGCAAAGUGCGCAACGUUUCGCAACGUGCGUCGAGUGUUUUCGCACGUGCCACCACGGCGUAGGGGUUUGAGAGGCGUUAGUUUUCUUCUUUUUUUUGCGGCACUAGAAUGUUUUGACUCCUGAAAAGAAUUUAUGAACUUUGAACUUAUGAAUUGGUCGUCUUAGUUCCGUUUAUUAUUAUUGCUAGUUUUGUUUUUCCACCAUAGUAUAUCAAACGAAUGAAGGAGUAUAAAUAAAGAAUUACACUCGAAACUACAAAACUAACUUGCAUAGAACUGACCAGAGGAGGAGGAGGAGGAGAAGGAGAGCCUUUUUGUGUUGACAAGUGUGAGUGGUAGUGAAUGAGCAAAGUAGAAACCUCUACAGCAGUAGUGCAUACGCGCGGCGCACACAGUCACGGUAUGUGCAAGCACAAAAAACAAACACAGGAACUGCUUGAGCUGAGAGCAGAUUGCAGCUCUCUGCAGUGGGUGGGCAGUAUGAUCCGUAGGUGUGAUGAACAGUAUGUAGUUUAGUCAAUGAAGGUACUCCCCGGUGGCGGCGCAGAAUAAAAGAAGGAAACAGAGAUGGCACAAGAACUGUA